Molecule: messenger RNA, 615 nt
Organism: Penicillium riverlandense
Lineage: Eukaryota; Fungi; Ascomycota; Eurotiomycetes; Eurotiales; Aspergillaceae
Product: SGNH/GDSL hydrolase family protein
Exons: 2
Coding region: 1-615 (204 amino acids)
Molecular function (GO): carboxylic ester hydrolase activity
Source: RefSeq, a predicted model, not a curated record
AUGUUACGGAGGUUAUUCUCGUGGCAUGGUAUGUCAGCCCUCACACGUUCAAGGAUUUUAAUCUCACGGAAUCAGACAUGGUACUGGCAUCGAGCGCCCGAUCCGGGUUCCCGUUCCCGCUCGAUGUACAACCGCGAUGAUUUUGAGAAAUGGGACGUUGAAGCCGAACAACCAGCGGACCUUGUCAUCAUGCAAAUGGGAGGGAAUGACCACCGACACCCGAACGAGAUUCCCGGCACCGACUUUUACCACGCGUACGUGGAUCUGAUCGAAGAUAUACAUAAAACUUGGCCGCAUGCAAUUAUUCUUAUCAUGUCGCAAUGGGGCCCAUGGAAGAAAGAAGGUACUCAGUAUGUGCCGCGCACCGUCUACGAGCAAGAGACCAAACGCGUACAUGAACAUUUCAAGGAUAAGGGAUUUGUCUACUAUUUUCCCACCGAGGGAAUCCUGCAGCAUAACGAUAUCAACCCCAAGGACCAUCCGACGGAUGUGGGCCACAUCAAGUUGGCGAGCCAUUUGCUUCAGUGGACAAAGCUCAUCUUACGGUGGAACCUCGAGCCGACAGGAGAGGUGCAACAUGGCACGCUGUACUGGAAUAAUCAGCAGGAGUAUUAG